Molecule: messenger RNA, 3060 nt
Organism: Anopheles coustani
Lineage: Eukaryota; Metazoa; Arthropoda; Insecta; Diptera; Culicidae
Exons: 8
Coding region: 1-3060 (1019 amino acids)
Source: RefSeq, a predicted model, not a curated record
AUGGGUGACGAUGUCAUAUGCAUCGACUCGGACGACGAUGACGAGGAUGAUGUAUCACACGCUGGAAGGACACUCGGAACACGUGCUUCCGCUGGUCGACGGUCCGGCGGUCGAGGAUACUGGCAGCAACGGCGCAAAGCUCUACGGGAAAGAAAGAAACGCGACUUGCAGACCGUUUGCAGACCGCUGGUGGGCCUUUUGGAUGGUUUGAGACGGUUGAACAGCGAGCUGUCCCUCGGUGGAGUUCCCAAUCAUUCCGUGGCGCAGCGGGCUCAGCGGCUGGUGGCGGACUUCGGACGACACUUGAUGCCGGCAUCGGACCGGCAGGAAGGCUGGCGACAAGUGUUGAGAUUUCUGUUGGUUCUCCGCACGUUCGGAGGAAGGUUCGAGUCGGCCGACGGUGAAGCAGACGGUCACGGGAAGGACCAUUCCAGAAGCAGCAAGCGACGACAAAGCUACUCCCGCUACCAGCUGACAGUGAUCGAUAUACUGGUGGACUACAUCCGGUUCCGGUGCGAGACGCUGACCGCUCGGCAGCCACCGGCCACCCCGAGCGUCCUGCUGCACGAGUGCAACCGGAUCGUCACCAAUCUGUUUGCAAUCUUUGACGGAAGCGUAGAGCUGGUGACGUUGACGCUGCUCCGCACGCCACCGGAACCACGCUACACGAUGCUGCUGUAUCCGGUGUUCGAGGCCAUCCUUACGGACCGGUCGGGACGGUGCGGUGGGGUGGCUGGAACGAUCCCAUCCUACGUCCGGAUGCUGCUCUGCUUCAAACGCUGGCGUUCGCUGGCCGUCGGUCGGACGGAUAAGGCUGUCAUCGAUGCACAGGCUGGCCACUUCCUGCCCGCACGUUGCCCCACGGUGCUAAACGCUUCCGAUGUGCCGUUUCUUCGCCUGCUCCCAGCAGUACCGGCUGCUCAACGUGUCAACGAAACACGCUACCUGAUGGCCAACGAUUUGUUCAGCUUGGAUCGGUGUGUCGCGCAGUUCUUCCGUCACCAUCGCCGAAUGUCGCCGGCUGCUGCGGACGAACGUCAGCUGUCAGGCAUCGCUCCACGGCCUGCUACGACGACGACGGCGAACCGUCCGCCUUCCUCUCUCCCAGUUCCGAAACAUGCAUUUCCGCGACAAUCAAAUCAGUCACAGAAGUUUAGGUCACUUCAUCAAUCAACCGUAGCUCAACUCGUGUCAAUCCUUCGCCGGUUCUACAAUCAAUCGCAUUGCGACACGGCGUUGGCGCACGAUCGCUGCAACUGCACUGCACUGGAAGCGAGCAGCAAUUACAUCAACGCGACCCUGAUGGCGGAGCUGAUCGAGCGGAAGGGUCAACUUUGGGCGCGGGCCUUUCCGGCGCCAGCCGCAUGUCUGCUCCCGGAGGCGCACUCCAUCGUCGAGAGCCUACGGAUGAUAUUUUGCCAGCGGACGGAAUUCAUCGAACUGACGUUACUUCUAGUCCCUGCCAGCCCCGAGCACGCCCCACUACUCGCGCCCAUUUUUGCCGCCUUUCUAGCGACCCCGGCCGACCCGGGGCUAACGGCCGCACCGAUCACCACCCCCACCGGACUGACCAUCUACCGCUCGAACGACGUGGAAACGUACGGCCGGCUGAUCCUGUGCUACGCCAAGUGGAAAGCGCUCUACCAAAUGUCCAACCGCGCGGACGAUGGCGCACCCGAACCGACCGAAUGGACGCACGUCGAUACGAUUGCACUUUCGCAACUACCGUUCGAUUUUCCCCGUGUCCUUUGUGCUCGUGACGCUCGUUUGCGAAAAGUUUUCCCAUCCUAUGCGAGCAACGGAACGGGUCCGGUUGCGGCAGGUGUCAUGGCGCCGGUCCGAGGAUCGAACCAUACGGUGACGCGGUUUCUUCUUCGCACGCUCCCGAAACGGGCCGACCUCCAGGAGCUAUGUUUACAAUUUAUCGAGGCUUAUCGUAGCGGCUUGCAGAAAGUGGAACCACAACCGAUCCGUAUCCCCGGCAAUGAUUCGAUGACGUGCUCGGCCGCAUACAAAUCAAUGUCCGCUUCCCUCGACCGGACGGAUCGCAAGCAGCCAAGCGUCGACGACGACGGUACGGCCACGUCCGGCCAGCCUACCCUGCGGACGGAAAUGAAACCGAUUAUUAUUCCGGACAGCGACGAUGGAGACGAAAUGUCCGCCAGCGAUACCAUCCUGUCGGUUUCAAUGUCGACGAUGCUUGUGCAGGCAGCGCUUUGUCCGGCAGCAGUUUCCGGAAGUCCCGGGACGACCCUCGAGCUGGACCGAAACACGUCAAGCACACCGACACCAAGCGGCGAGUUCGAUUGCGUGGUGAGUGGGGCACCGAUUCCGUGGCCACCGUUCACCGUGGAAUGCUUUCUCAAUACGCCCCCGGCCACCCCCCAGCAGGAAGUGAACACCGAGUCGGCCGAAGAGGACCAUCGGCGGUGUUUGACGGUCAAAAAGCCGCCCCUUCCGAGCUGGUGCCGUCUGAAGGGGACGGUUCGAUCGAUAGAGCGUAGGGGGAAAAAACGAACCACUGCGGGUUUCGUCGCCCUCAGGCACACACUGAGGAGGCUGUUCGAUGGUGGUGUUGGUGGUGGUGGUUGGUGGAGUUUCGCCGACGUUCUUGCGGUUCAGGUUCCGCUCGCCCGGAACGUUCGCUGGUGCUCGUCGAUAAUUAACGUGCCAACGAUACCGGUAGAUGGUUGCACCGCAGACACCUACCUGCUGCCGAACCGUACGGCAAGCUUCAACUCCCACGAGCUUUUAUCAGAUCGCUCUUAUGUCGCGCGGGAAUCGGCUCCAUCCGAUGCAACGCUGCUUGAACUGAUCAACUGUCUCGAUGCGGGUGACAGUAGUUCAUCGUUCGGUUCGACGCAGGCUUGUGUCGAUUUUGUCAUCCCUCCCGACAAUCCGGGCCGUGCCGACCUUGGCCACCCGAGCGCCAUGAACGACCAGGCGUCUCCAUCGGCGUUCGAGACACCGGUCGACACGUCCCCGCUCUUCGCUAGCGCCAGUGAUAGGUUUGUACACUUGGUCACCGAGCUGGGGCCCGUGUCCUGGCCGAUUGUGUAG